Molecule: messenger RNA, 1661 nt
Organism: Daucus carota subsp. sativus
Lineage: Eukaryota; Viridiplantae; Streptophyta; Magnoliopsida; Apiales; Apiaceae
Product: F-box protein CPR1
Exons: 4
Coding region: 156-1340 (394 amino acids)
Molecular function (GO): protein binding
Source: RefSeq, a predicted model, not a curated record
UCAAAAGGCAAAAAAUUGGGAGAGGACGAAGACACAAGUUAGUGUUGUCUUGGGAGCAGCUGAGUGUAUAUAAACUAGGGCACCAUUUCAAUCCUCAGCUACAAGUUCAGUGGGAUUUUAUCACACAGAGUAAGUUAAACCCUAGACUUGCUACAAUGUCACUUCCUUGUGAAAUGUUGGAUGAAAUACUCAUUCGCCUUCCUGUCAAGGAUCUUCUCCGCGCCAGAUGUGUGUCGAAAGGAUGGUGCUCUCUCAUCGAUAGCACUCCCUUUGUUAAAAGACAUCUUAGUGCAAAUGCUGGUGCUGGAAGUCUCCUUAUUAGGGGCUCUGCUGGAAUUGGAAACUUCUACCUGGCGAGUUUCAAUGCUGCUCAGGAUGAGGCGACUGCUCUUGAAAUUAAUGAUCCGCUCAAGACGCUUCUUGUGGGUGCUCGUAUUCAGGGGGCUGCCAAUGGUUUAGUUUGUGUGUCCAAGAAUAACAUAAAUCAGCUUUUCCUUAUUAAUCCAGCAACCAACAAGUCGAGAAUGAUACCUAGCGCGCCACAGGAGUUUCCGCGUUCUUUCUAUUAUAAUGAGUCUUCUGUAUGUGGCUUUGGAUAUGAUCAUAUUAAUGAUGAUUACAAGGUCGUCAAGAUUGCAGAUUGUUUUAUUCAGUUUCGUGGCAUUAUGGCCAUUGUCUACAGCCUUAAAACCAAUUCUUGGAAACAGAUUCAUAAUGUUCCUAGUAACACUCGGUUCACAAGAGAUUCGGGAGCAUUUGCAGAUGGAGCUCUGUAUUGGUUGGGCAUCAACAAGCCGGUGGAUAUCAAUGACACAUGUUGCAAAGAUUUUCUUGUUGUUUUUGAUCUCGGGCUUGAUCAGUUUAAAGAGAUCCUUAUUCCAGCUAUGAAGGGCCCUGUUAUCAGUUUUAGUACCAGAUGUGUUGAUUCUGAUGGAAGAUCACUUUGUAUUAUUGAUUCAUACCCUGAUUGUCAUACAGAUCUGUGGCUUAUGAAUAAUUCUGGGGCGGAAAUUCCUUGGUCUAAACUAUUGUCAGUGGAGAAUCACCGCACUCAACCUUUUAGAUUUUUCCGACCAGUUUACUUUUCCAGGAGUGGUGAAAGUGUGCUCUUAGAGGUGGACAACUCGAAACUUGUCUGGUAUGACCUUGGAAAGAAAGCUGUCAAGAAUUUUCUGAUUCGUGGGAUUCCGAAUAAGUUUAGUUCACAUGUCUACACUGAGAGUCUCGUGAAGCUCACUGAGGACAAGCUGCUGCAGAAGCCCUCACAAGACAAACCAGAGAUAAAACAACAAAAGAGGAGAGAUGAUUUCCUUUCCAAGGGAUUCAAACUGAGGCUGUAAGAUCUUGUAGGAACAAAUAUGGAUGAGUAGGAUGACAAGGAAUGCACUAGAUGGAAGGGAAGUAGAGCUCUAUAUCGUGUUUGGAACAACUGAGAGUUCACCUGAGCGAUGCAUAUGUUAAUGUUUUUGUCAGUGUUUAUUGCCCCCUCCCCUUUUGUAACUUGAGUUGUUGGCAAGUGUUUAUGUGUUACAAGUACACUGUGAGUUUGAGAAUGGAAUGCAACUGGCAGUAUGAUGAUUAAGAUCUCGUCUGUUAUUUUUACUAGCUUGUUUAAAUAUAACAAUUGAUGUCUUCAUGAUAUAUAUGCUGAAUUGGGUAAA